AUGUUCUUCAAUUCUCAUAGGACUACAUCACUAGCCGUUUCGAUCUUUGGCGCAGUGUUCAAUUUCGCUCUUGCAGUACGACUACUAGGAGCUUGGCGGUCAUUCAAAUGGGAACCAGAAAGCGAAUGGGAGAGUUCUGAGUAUUCCAUCAGUAAAGAUGGAGUGCAUCUCGUAUGGGCGUUAUUGUGCGCAUAUUUUGUUGCGGCAUCUGUCAUCUGUCUCUUCGGCCUGGCAGGCAUUGUCCGAGGCAAAGCGUCAUUUGUCCGCAUAUAUCGUGACUACAUUGUCGGAGAUUUCGUGUUUGGCACCUUGUUUGCAGCCAUAGGCUCUUACGCUGCUUUUCGACCAUCAGUUCGCUCUAGUAUUUGCGAAUUGUUGUCACGCCAGCCAGACACUCUUCGGGACUUCAUCGACUUGGGGCUGACUUUGGAGAACUGUGAACCAUGGUUUGAGCGGGGAGUAUUCGUGUUCAUGAUUGUUUUGAUGGUCAUCACCGUCAUUCGCCUUCACUUCGUGUUGGCUUUAUCCAGUUACUACACCAUUCUUAUCAGUCAUCAAGGCUUCCAUUUGUCAUCCCACACACCUCACUAUGAGCGGAUAUAUAUCCUACCAGUCCAUUCAAUGGCAAACAAAGCGCGCUGCACAUCCGACGUCGACCUACGAUUUGUAGACGCUCCCGUUUACGCUCCAGUCCCGCUCACGCAUGUUUCUUCGCAAGUCGCGGAGGAAUUGCUUGCAAAUGCCACCGAAGCAUGGGUUUCUCGAUCACACUCAGCCCAACAUGUACGACCGCCCAGCCUCUCGCUGGCACGUCAUCAGUCUGUGGACCUCGGUUCGGGAGCAGGUCAGAUUGCUGACUUGAUUUCGCUGGGAAACGAAAAGGCAUGA
Messenger RNA from Suillus discolor, 888 nucleotides. RefSeq lists its product as uncharacterized. The coding region runs from base 1 to 888 and encodes 295 amino acids. The transcript is spliced from 3 exons. NCBI's taxonomy places the organism in Eukaryota, Fungi, Basidiomycota, Agaricomycetes, Boletales, Suillaceae. The record is from RefSeq and is a predicted model, not a curated record.